Drosophila busckii is the source of this 761-nucleotide messenger RNA. It is a transcript of the gene l(2)efl, whose product is annotated as protein lethal(2)essential for life. Lineage: Eukaryota; Metazoa; Arthropoda; Insecta; Diptera; Drosophilidae. The transcript has 3 exons. The record is from RefSeq and is a predicted model, not a curated record. Gene Ontology annotation, molecular function: protein folding chaperone. Gene Ontology annotation, biological process: response to heat; protein refolding. Bases 109 to 678 code for a protein of 189 amino acids.
UAAAACUGAGCAGAUUUGUCGAGAAGCUCCACAAUAUCAACGCAAACGCGAAACGAGCAACAGGCCCCAAAUAAUUAACAAAGUUGCGUUUUCUUUUCUGUUACGUAGAUGUCCGUAGUGCCUCUAAUGUUCCGUGAUUGGUGGGAUGAACUUGAUUUUCCAAUGCGCACCUCGCGCCUCUUGGAUCAGCACUUUGGCACGGGCCUGAAGCGCGACGAUCUGAUGUCAUCGGUAUGGAACUCACGCCCCACAAUGCUGCGCUCCGGCUAUCUGCGUCCCUGGCAGCGUUCGGCCAACAGUCUGCAAAAGCAGGAGUCCGGCUCUACGCUCAACAUUGAUAACGAAAAGUUUGAGGUUAUACUGGACGUGCAGCAGUUCUCGCCCAAUGAGAUCACUGUCAAGGUGGCCGACAAGUUUGUCAUUGUGGAGGGCAAGCAUGAGGAGAAGCAGGACGAGCAUGGCUUUGUCUCGCGCCAGUUCUCCAGACGCUAUCAGCUGCCAAGUGAUGUGCAUCCAGAUACAGUUACCUCUUCACUCUCCUCGGAUGGUCUGCUGACCAUAACGGCGCCCAUGAAGAAGCUGCCACCCCCACAAAGCGAGCGCCUGGUGCAAAUUACACAGACUGGACCCUCCUCCAAGGAGGACAAUGCCAAAAAGGUUGAGACCACAACCACCUAAGCCUAAAGCCUUUUUUAUACACACACAUUAGUUAGUCUUUAAUAAUGUUUAUAAUAUACAAUAAAAUAUAAUAAUAACUUUGA